AUGGAUGCGGAAGUGAAUGCUCCGCUACCAAACCGUGACAGUACGCUGCGAACAGGUCCUCUUUGCUGUCGUACCUUGGAUGAUGUGCUCCUCUAUUCCGUGUUAUCUCAUUUGCUGUCCACUGUCAUCUCGUGUCCACUCCUAUGUCCUGCGUGCCAUGCCAUCUCCUCUCCCCAUACCUGUCGCUCCCGCGCCAGCUACUUGGUGAAGCUUCGGCCGGACGUGCCAGCAAGCCGGGUGGACGAGAUAUGCGACUUGGCAGAGAGCAGCAACAGCACGCUUUACACAGGCACAUGCCUCAAACGGUUCAAGGCGCUGUUCAACGGAAUGUUGAUGAGCAUAUCAGGCCAGUCGCUGCUCGCUCUUCUGGACGCAGAGUCCGCCCUCGUGCAGUUCGUAGAGGGUCGGGAUCAGUGGGGUUUGGACUGGAGUUUUCAAACUUCCGCUGUGCAUCUAUCUCUCCUCUUGCUUUCCCCCUUUCCCUUUUGUCAACCCCCGUUCAUGCAACCCCCACCUAUCCCUCCCUUCCUGCAGGGCGUGCGAUGCUCCCACAGCGACUUUUAUUUCUCAGACGGCCGGCUCAACCCCGCCACACGCCGCCCCGCCUCGCGCUGCCUGCCUGGAGUGGACACGGUGGGGGAUGGGCGCGGGGACGGCAUGGCGGACUGCAAUGGCCACGGCACCCACUGCGCUGGCACUGUAGCUGGACUAAUAAGCGGCGUGGCAAAGAGCGCCUUCAUCCAUCCAGUGCGCACCAUGGACUGUGCGGGCAACGGGGCCUUCGGGGACAUCCUGGAGGGGCUGGACUGGAUCGCCCGCCACUACCAGGCGCCUGCUGUCGUGUCCAUGUCCAUCACCAUGGCCACGAGUGCUAGCCUUGACGCUGCGUUGAAAGAGCUCGUGGAGAAAACGGGAAUUACUGUGGUGAGUGGGGAAACGGGAAUGGCUGGUGAUUGUGGUGGUGGGUGGGGGAUUGCUGGUGUGGUGAUUGGUGGGUCGGGAGCAGCAGCGCUAUACCUCGCCAUGCAGCCAGCAGCGCGCCCAAGGGACGUGCGCAAGGCCCUGUACGACACGGCAUACCAAAAAGCGGUGCAGGCAGUGAAGCCCAGCACAGUGCCGCGCCUGCUCUCCGUCAACUUCCGCCCCCUGCUCGUGGAUGUGGCCCCGCGCUCCUUCCUCUCCAUGCUUGAAGGGGCAAGUGCGCGCAUUAGAGUGCUGUUGCUCAAGGCGCCUGCUGCUGAUGUGGUCUUCACUGCCACUGCCACCGAUCCCAGUGUUGCGUCCUUCUCGCCAUCGCGCCUCACCUUCCCUGCGCGCCGCACGCCAGCACCACAGUACAUCACCAUCCAACUCGCCUACUCGCCCAAGUACCUGGAUCGAGCCACGCUGCUGGCCUUCACCUUCACCAGCAAGGACUCCGCCUUUGGGGCAUCCUUGGAGGGAUAUGCUGUGGCAUACGACAAAGAUGUGUGCAAGGCGCCGUGUGGUGUGUGCAGAGCGUGGAGCAGCCCAAGGUGGUGCCGGCCGGUGCAGCUGCCUUUCUAUUACGAGGAUGACAGCAGCAGCCACAACCUGCAUGCCAGAGACGGCUCACUCACACUCCCCAACACCCACUCCCCAACACCCACUCCCCAACACCCACUCCCCAACACCCACUCCCCAACACCCACUCCCCAACACCCACUCCCCAACACCCACUCCCCAACACCCACUCCCCAACACCCACUCCCCAACACCCACUCCCCAACACCCACUCCCCAACACCCACUCCCCAACACCCACUCCCCAACACCCACUCCCCAACACCCACUCCCCAACACCCACUCCCCAACACCCACUCCCCAACACCCCACUCCCCAACACCCACUCCCCAACACCCACUCCCCAACACCCACUCCCCAACACCCACUCCCCAACACCCACUCCCCAACACCCACUCCCCAACACCCACUCCCCAACACCCACUCCCCAACACCACUCCCCAACACCCACUCCCCAACACCCACUCCCCAACACCCACUCCCCAACACCCACUCCCCAACACCCACUCCCCAACACCCACUCCCCAACACCCACUCCCCAACACCCACUCCCCAACACCCACUCCCCAACACCCACUCCCCAACACCCACUCCCCAACACCCACUCCCCAACACCCACUCCCCAACACCCACUCCCCAACACCCACUCCCCAACACCCACUCCCCAACACCCACUCCCCAACACCCACUCCCCCACACCCACUCCCCAACACCCACUCCCCCAACACCCACUCCCCCACACCCACUCCCCCACACCCACUCCCCCACACCCACUCCCCCACACCCACUCCCCCACACCCACUCCCCCACACCCACUCCCCCACACCCACUCCCCCACACCCACUCCCCCACACCCACUCCCCCACACCCACUCCCCCACACCCACUCCCUCACUCACACUCCCCCACACCCACUCCCCCACACCCACUCCCUCACUCACACUCCCCCACACCCACUCCCCCACACCCACUCCCUCACUCACACUCCCCCACACCCACUCCCCCACACCCACUCCCUCACUCACACUACCCAACACCCACUCCCCCACACCCACUCCCCCACACCCACUCCCUCACUCACACUCCCCCACACCCACUCCCCCACACCCACUCCCUCACUCACACUACCCAACACCCACUCCCCCACACCCACUCCCCCACACCCACUCCCUCACUCACACUCCCCCACACCCACUCCCCCACACCCACUCCCUCACUCACACUCCCCCACACCCACUCCCCCACACCCACUCCCUCACUCACACUACCCAACACCCACUCCCCCACACCCACUCCCCCACACCCACUCUCCGAACCCUGAUGAUACCCGUGCAGAUGUGUGCAAGGCGCCGUGUGGGCAGAGUGUGGAGCAGCCUAAAGUGGUGCCGGCGCUGCCCUUCUACUAUGAGGAUGACAGCACUCACUACCGUGACCUGUAUAAUGCCAAGCUUGACAAGUGCCACGACACUGGGCCCGAUGUUGUCUUCCAGUACACCCCGCCCCACAACAUGGUGAGUGCGGCCUGCCUUGCCACCUGCCUCACGGAGUUUGACUCGGUGCUCAGCGCAUAUCAGCGCACCAAGCCAGGAGCUAAGCCUGUGUCCAUCGCAUGCAACGAUGACUCCUGUGGCACCAAGUCCAAGCUCUCAGGCCUCAUCCUCGCUAAAGGCACCACCUACUUCUUUAUGGUGGACGGGUGGGGAGGCGCAGGGGGCAAGUUUGCAAUCAACAUGGUGGUCACCAAGGUGCUCAAGGCACUCGACCUUAAGGCAAUUCGUGCCAAGGCAUUCCAGCCAAUCCGCUCCAAGGCAGUGAGCAGCACAAAGGUGCUCGCCUCCCUGCGGUCUGCACCCCUGGACACCCUGCAGUCCACGCCUGUGCAGACACCAAAUCACACGCAUGGACUGCAGCCCCACCCUCUCCUCCAGCUGCCCACCAACCCCACCUCGUCCCACCCGCCCUCCUCCCACCCUACUUCUUCCGGGUCUAGGGCUCCCGCUUUCUCCUUCGCUUCACCGCACCACCUCUCACACCCACCCCGAUUCAUCUAUAUGAGUGGCAGCACCCCCCUGCCAUUUGGCCCAGCAGGAGGCCCUGGUGUGGUGGUGCCAGGGGAGGGCGUGAGUGCAGCAUACAGUGUUCUGACAGGGCCCUGGGGAGAGUGCUCCGUGUCGUGCGGUGUGGGGCAGCAGCAGAGAAUGGCAUGGUGCGUGGACGCCCAGGGAAUGACGGCCCAAUCACCUCUCGCCAGCUGUCCGCUGCUCCCUGCUGUGCCCACCACCCGGCCAUGCCAGCUGGCACCCUGCACACGUGGUUACUGGGACGUCACGCAGUGGCAGGGCUGCAAUGUGCCGUGUGGUGGAGGCAUCAACGUGCGGUCAGUGUGGUGUGCCGAGACGCUGUGCAGGGCAACAUGCUCGACGACUCCCGCUGUUCCUCCACUCCCCCGCCCACCAACCAGACCUGCAACACACAG
This is a messenger RNA of Closterium sp. Yama58-4, 4016 nucleotides long. Lineage: Eukaryota; Viridiplantae; Streptophyta; Zygnematophyceae; Desmidiales; Closteriaceae. The record is from the annotation of a GenBank genome assembly.